GGAGGAAGGGAGGGAGGGAUGAUGGCGUCUCAAAAGCCUUGAUUCCACCGCUGCUCUGCUGACAGACCCGCUCUAAUAGUACAGGUGGUGGAGGGGGUUGAGGAGAGGGAAUGUUAGAGCGGGUGAGGAGGAGCAGGACGAGGGGGGAGGAAGGGCGAUGGGAACAUGACGAAACGGCUUUUUGUGGAGGACGGACGCACAAACUAGACUGAGAGGGAAACAAGAGAAAGAGAGAGAGGGGGAGAGCGAGAGAGAGAGAGAGAGAGAGAGAGAGAGACGCACGGACAGUCAGUUGCCUCUCCACUUCUUUCCUCCCUCCUUCUGCUCUGUGGCUGAUGCCUUGACUGACACAAGCACAGGCACAGACUCAAACAUGCAUGCACCUCAUUCACUUUUUGCAAACGCACAGCCUGCGCAUCUGUAAUUGGCCAGCCGAGAUCCAGCAGCAGAUGAGGAGUCCGCUGCACGUCCAGCCUGACGAGGAAUCACUGUGACCCAGGCUGAAAGGAGUUCCAACCUGACAGGAUGGGGGGAGUAAGUGAAGGAGAUGAUGUGUUGACUAGAUGGAGUGAUGGGCUACUGUAUCUCGGCAAUGUGAAAAGAGUUGACGGUGUUAAGCGGUGUUGUCUAGUGAGAUUUGAGGACAACUCAGAGUUCUGGGUACUGAGGAAAGACAUCCACGCGUUUGCUACUGGGGUGGAAGAAGUUUGCUGUGUCUGUGACGCUCCUCCUCUUAAAGAACCGCUCAUAAAUUGUCUUAAAUGUCGCCACGGUUAUCAUCCAGAGUGCCACACGCCGGCCAUUGAAACAGAAGCUGACGGCGAUUCGUGGAUAUGUCGGCAAUGUGUCUUUGCUGUUGCCACCAAGAGGGGCGGGGCCCUCAAACGGGGACGGUUUGCCAGGCUCAUGCAGUAUAUGAAACUCAGACUACCUUACCAGCUGACCUCUCUGGACUGGGACUCACAGCAUCUGACCAAUCAGCAGCAGUGUUACUGCUACUGUGCUGGACCUGGGGAGUGGAACCUGAAGAUGCUGCAGUGCAAAAGCUGUUGCCAGUGGUUCCACGAGGCCUGCACUCAGUGUCUGACCAAGCCGCUGCUGUACGGAGACAGGUUUUAUCAGUUCCGGUGUUCAGUAUGUACCAAGGGACCAGAGACUGUCCAGAGAUUACCCAUAACCUGGGUGGACUUGGCUCAUUUAGUUCUCUACCAUCUCUCUCUGUGCUGCAAGAGGAAGUACUUUGAUUUUGACCAUGAAAUCCUGUCCUUCACCAACGAGAACUGGGACUCUCUGCUUUUAGGAGCGCUCUCUGACACACCGAAGCAGGAACGCUGUCAAAAUCUCCUGAACGCUCUGAACUCCCACAAGGACAGAUUCGUCUCCGGAAAGGAGAUCAAAAAGAAGAAGUGUCUGUUUGGUCUGCAGGUCCGAGCUCCACCUCCUCUAAUCACUGACUCCUCCCCGCUGAUCACCGAACCGCCAACCAACAUCGCACAUCGCAAAAGCACAGUGUCACCCACCUGUCAGAGGAGAGUGGGGGGGGCAGAGACCCGUAAAUCCAAGCGACGCAUCACGGAGACACAGCCUUGUCCACCCCCAGUCCCUGCCAAAUCUACUGAGACGCUGCCAUGUUGCCAUGGCUAUGUGGGAGGGACUAACCUUUACAACUCCAGGAAGCCAGAGGAUGAAACGCUUAACUUGUGCUCUGCUCCCAAACAGAUGUAUGGCUGCUACCACAACACGUGCAAUGAAAACUCGUCACUCUCUGGGAGCCACUACAACAGAGUGGAGGACAUCUGCAAGUUACCACCGCCCUGCUUCCUCUACCCUGUCCACCCCAAUGGCAGCCAUUACCAACACCACUAUGUCCAUCACCAGCACAAUUUUGACCACCAGCACAACGUCCAAGUCCAACAACAACAGCACCAACAUCAGCACCAAAUUCCGCGCCAACAUCCACACCAGAAUCAGCACCAACAUCCACACCAAAAUUCACAUCCGCACCAACAUCCACACCAAAAUUCACAUCCGCACCAACAUCCACACCAACAUCAGCACCAACAUCAGCACCAACUUCAGCACCAAAAUCCACACCAACACAAGCACCAGCACCAGCCGGGUCAGAAACACCUGGAGCCCCCCGUCUUACGUGAUCUGCCUAUUUACCAUCCCAGCAUGGUCGGCUGUAGUGACAGCAUAGGUGGAGGUGGAGGUGGAGGAGGUUGCAGUAGUGGUAUAGGAGGAGGGGCAGGGGGCGUUGGAGAUGGAGAAAGUGGGACUGUUUCCAGGAGCUGGGGUGGAGGGGAGGCCGUGAGGAUCUUGGCUCGACGUGUCACACCAGAUGGUAAGGUUCAGUACCUGGUGGAGUGGGAGAAUGUGGGAUUGUACUGAGACAAAAAGAGAUUAAAGACACACAGCCAUUACUGCUCGGGCUUAGACGGGCUUAGAGUACAAACAAACACAAGUUAAUAUCUGUAGACGUGUUUAAAUCCAGGUUUUCUCUCUCGAUAACUAUAUCUCCUCCGCUCUACGUCGUUAUAACCUCAGUCCUUGGUACUAAAUGUUUCUCUUUACUCAUAUUUUUCUGAUAUUUGUAUUUUGGAGUACGUCUUUGAAUUUGCUAUGUUUAAACACAGGGAAAAAAGGAUCAUGAUUUGUAAUCCUGUACGUGAGCCUGAUGCCAUGGUCUCAUUAGCUCCUGUUGGUCAUUACUUGAGUGACAACGGUUCUUUGUAGUUGAUCCAGAGCCAGUUUUUUUGCAUGACAUUUGGAUGUUUUGAUUUUCGGAGCGAAUGUAUUCACACUUUUCGAACACAUUAAGGAAAAGAAAGUACACUUUUAGUGAGGACGCUGGAAUCCCAUCAGUCAUCAGGUGAGGGAGGGUAACACUAGGCCCAGUUCACUGUAGGGCCACAGAGAGACAACGUUCCAGUUACAUUCUCAUCCACACAUAUGGUGAAUUAAAAUGUCAGUUAACCCAAUAGUAUUAGUCUGUGGGAGGAAACCAACACACACACUCCCAUUUUAAUUACUCCCAAGCCGUGUUUGGUUCAUUGGAGUUUCCUAAAUACUGUUAUUUUUAUUUAUUAGUAGAAGUAUUUGACAGGACUGUGCUGCCAACUGCUGGUGUUCUUCACCAUAAAGGUUUAAUAUAUUCCACCUUGAUUUACUAAAUUCAUUGCAUUUGCUCUGAAAUAAUUUUGACUUCAAAUUAAACCUUAUUUUGAAUUGUGG
This is a messenger RNA of Cynoglossus semilaevis (tongue sole), 3234 nucleotides long. It is a transcript of the gene phf1, whose product is annotated as PHD finger protein 1. Lineage: Eukaryota; Metazoa; Chordata; Actinopteri; Pleuronectiformes; Cynoglossidae. Bases 526 to 2391 code for a protein of 621 amino acids. The record is from RefSeq and is a predicted model, not a curated record. The transcript has 15 exons.